GCUUCAAGAGACAGUGAAGAGAAAAUUAGAAGGAGCACGCUCACCCCUCAAUGGAGAACAGCAGAAUGGUGUCUGUGACAGAAGCUUCUCUCCAACUAAUAAGCGGAUACGGAAAGAUGUACAUGGGAUUGAGAGAGUCAAUAGUUUGCCAAACAAUUUGCCUUUGUCUUCUAUUUCUCCUCUUCACCAGCUUGACCUGAAGCCAUCUUUGCCACUGCAAAACAGUGGAACUCAUGAGGGUACCCUGGAAGACUUAGGUAAAAAUGGUGGACUUUCUGACCUAAAACUCCCAAUCAAUGGAUGUACCGAGCUUGAAGAUAGUUUUAACAUUCUGCCCAACAAUAGUAACAGCAACAAAGAACUGAAACAAGAGCCCUUGGAUGAUCCCAACUGCACUGACAAUUCUGACACAUCCCUUUCCAAUCAGAAUAAACUCUUCUCAGACAUUAACCUGAAUGAUCAGGAGUGGCAGGAAUUAAUAGACGAGCUAGCUAACACUGUUCCAGAAGAUGAUAUACAAGAUUUGUUCAAUGAAGACUUUGAAGAGAAAAAGGAACCUGAAUUUCCGAGACCAGCCACAGAGAUUCAGGAGAUUGCCAGUGUUAAAAGUGAUCCAUGUCACUCUCCAUUUGCUCACCUACCAACAGGCUCUCCCCAGGUAAGACCGUCAUCAUCAGGGCCACCAUUUUCAAAUAUCCCUACAGGUCCCAGCCUCCCUGCAGGAUCUAAUGGUCCUCCGGCUCCAAGCCUGGAUAGUUCACUAGCAAACUAUGUGGUUCAGUCCCCUCAGACUCCCAACCAAGCUCAUCCUUCAAACCAAACUCAGUCACGAACAGGCAAUAGUUUCCACAUGAAUCCAACAACAGUGACAACAGCAGGCCCAGGGCCUAGCCAAGUAACUGUGACUAGCACUGACUUGUCUCCAGCUGAGCAGUUGAAGCAGAUGGCAGCCCAGCAGCAACAGCGGGCUAAGCUGAUGCAGCAGAAACAGCCGCCACAGCAUCCAAAUCAAGUAUCUAGCUGGUCGCCAGUGGGGCCUCCAUCUAGUCCUUAUGGAGGACCUUUCAGUACAGAUAAACCAAAUAGCCCAAUGAUGUACCCCCAAGCCUUUAACAACCAAAAUCCUGCAGUGCCUCCCACGGCAAACAACUCACAAAAGACUACAAUAAAUAACUACCUCCCUCAAAACCAUAUCAAUAUGAUUAGUCAGCAGCCAAAUAAUCUGGGUACAAACUCUUUGAGCAAACAAGGCAAUAUGCUUUCUUAUGGCAACACUAAACCUCUGUCUCAUUUCAAUGCUGAUCUUAGUCAAAGGAUGACUCCACCAAUGUCCAAUUCCAACAAGAGUCCUUUGAUGCCAUAUAUGCAGCAGCAGCAACAGAUUCCCCAACAGCCACCAAUUCAGGCUCAAAUGACACCUUUGAGUGAGGAGCAGAAGCGCAUGCUUAUUUUGAAGCAGAAAGGAAUGAUGAACCAGCCAGUAGCUUAUGGAACUCUUCCAUCUCUAGGUCAGGACCAGCACACCGUGGCAUUGUCUCGAUCCACAGGUCCCAUGCAGCCCGCUGUACCUUCAGGACCCAGUAAUGUGGGCACAAAUCCUGGCAAUGCCAAUUUCUUGAGCAACCAACCUCAAGCAGCCAUUAUGAAGCAGAUGCUGAUUGAGCAAAGGGCCCAACUCCAUAUGAUGGAGCAGCAGAAGCAACAGUUUCUUCUAAGGGAGCAACGGCAGCAGCAGCAGAUCUUGGCAGAACAACAUUUACAGCAACAGUCACAUUUGCCUCGGCAGCACUUUCAGCAACAGCAGCGAAAUCCUUAUCCAGUCCAACCAGUCACUCAGUUUCCAGGUUCUCCACAAGAUAUAGGUGCAGUAAGAAAUCAGACUGUCCUUCAGAGCAUGAGGACUUCCCAAAUGAUACCUCAGAAUGCUAGCAUGAUGUCUUUGGGGGCCUCUCAGAACACUGCAGCAAUCUCUGCAACAGGUAGUCAGCCUGAGAUGGGAAUGACUCCUUACAGCAGCUCAAUGACUGGCCAGCCAGGAAUGUACAACAUGAACUCUGGAAUGAGCCAAAUGUUGCAGCACCCAAACCAAAAUAAUAUAAAUAUAACACACAAUCCAAGUCAGGGGCCAAGGCAGCCCAGUUCAACGCAAGGAGUUGGCAUAGUCAGCAGCUUUGGUCCAAAUGUUUUAGUAAACUCUACUGUAGCUCAACAACAUCAGCAAAUGAAAGGACCUGUGGGACAAGUUAUGACCAGAACACAAGCCCCCAGACUUCAAAAUAUGAUGGGGUCAGUCGCACAAGGAACAGCAAACUGGCAGGCAAGAGGACUGCAAGGUAUUCCUGGAAGGACUAGCAAUGAAAUUGGAUCUUUCAAUAAUGGAUCUGCUUACUCAAUGCAAUCAAGUCAGCAAAGGCCGCCUAAGCAACAUUUUCCUCAAAGUAUUGGUCAAUCUAUUAUGGACACAAAUGGAGCAGUUCGGUCACUGAACUCAGGUGUAGGGAGACAGAUGUUGCAACAACUCCCUGGACAACAAGGAACCAAUAACCAAUCCAGAUCAAUGGUUAUGGCUACAAUAAGUCAGGCAGUUUCUUCUCUAACUGGUUUUAAUCAGUCUUCUGCACAACAAAUACCAGGAAGUAGCUUCAGUCAGAGCAGCCAAGGUCAGAUCUACGAGAGGAAUCCCACUCAAGACAUAUCUUAUAGCUAUAGCAGUGAAGGAACUGGAGGCUCCUUUCCAAAUAUAACUGAAAGCACCGAUCUUGUAGAUUCCAUCAUUAAAAGUGGUCCAGGAGAUGAAUGGAUACAAGAACUUGAUGAACUGUUUGGAAAUCCAUAGCACAUGGAGACGUUCAGUUCCAAUAUUUAUGGGGUCAAAAAAGGAAAGCAGGAUGAUGUCCAUCCUUGUUUCUUUGUUUUGUUUUUAAAGCUGUGCAAAGCUAGCUGAUCUGUGAAGGCAUAGAUGGAAUUUGAAGCAAUGACAAAAAGUCCUUGCCAACUUCCCACAGCAGUCUCCUAUCUGCUGCAGGUCAGAAUGAGAGAGAGAAAGAGAGAUUGAGAGAGAAAGAGAGAAAGAGAGAGAGAAGCUCAAAAAGUGCUGCUUUCUGCCUAUGGGUCACAGAAAGUGGCAGGCAGUUUCCAUGUGCCAAAGCACUGGCUGUCCUCUAACAAUGCACUUUCUAUGCAGUUCUCUAAGAGCUGUUGUAGUUUUCAGGAUACAGAACAGGCAGCUUCUGAGAUAAAGCAGGAGAGUCAAAGCUAGGCGACUGCACAAGUGACAAACACAAAGACCUUAACUCUGAAUUUAAUAAAUACCAAGCUUUUCCAUGCAAUGUGUGUAAUCUGAUAGAGAACUACAUAAAGGUUGUUUGAAUGUGGUAAUGACAAUGAUACCAGCACUGAACAAGUUCAGUCAGUGCCCUAUCAAUGCUUCUUAAGGUGCAUGAUGUAUUCUAGUGAAAGAGUUCAUCUUUUCUCUAUUGUCCAUUUCCUGCAUAAUCAAGUGAUUCCUGACUUUAACUAUGAGGAAAAACACAGCGUAGGACAAGCAAGAUUGUAUAAUAAUUGUAUUACUCACUGGCUGCCUCCAAAGAUAGUGAUGCAAUACAAAAGCAAUUGAAAAAAGGGAGAUAGGUCUAAGGAAAUGAAAACAUUGAUAUUGAGUGUGUUCCAGAGGUGGUAUUCAGCCAGUUCUCUCCAGUUCAGGUGAACCGGUAAUGGUGGCUGUGGGAGUCUUCACCCACCCACCCCGACAUAAUGCGUGAGCAGUGCACAUGCACAGAAGGCGGCACACAUGUGCAGACAUGGUGCAUGUGAGUGAAGCAAGCGCGUGCGUGCUCAUAUUUACGAACCAAUAGGGAAGGUGACUGAAUCCCACCUUUGGUGUGUUCUUUUUAUGAACAUACAGGAUCAAGUGAAGUUGGGCUAUACAAACUUUUGGCUUGAUCUUCCAAAGAUGUCAGGAGAAUCAAGGAACAACUGCUCUAAAGAUCACACAGAGAGGGGCCAAUAACUGUAUUGGCUGCCAUAUACAGUACAUUGAACACCCCUAUCGAAGCAUCCUGGACAGAUUGAGAAUGAGUUUAUGGUCUAUGUUCUUCAAACACAUGUCCUCCUUUUUACACGUCCUACUUUCUGCAAGCCCUAAGCUCUUUAAAAUGACUAAACUGAUCAAUGAAAAGCAAAUUUAAAAAAAUAAAAAUCCAUUGAUGUAAUUUUUAGUAGCAGUUGUAUAUAAGCAUAUGGCAUUGCAAAUAUUUUUUCAUAGAGUUGUGCAAUUUGAAGUACUAGAAUUUAACUGCAAGUCUUUUAGGUCCUUUUAAGAGUUUAGAUUGGCAUUAUUUGUAACAUUGGAAAUUGAAUGUGUGACCACCUAUCUGUAUGUUGAACACGGGGUUCAUGUUAAAUACAUCCACAUCCAGAGCAUUCUCAGGGUCUGUUUUAUAUGUUUUUUCUUACAUACAGUUUUCCAUCUAAGCUCAUUGUUUUAGAGAUAAUAUUUUUGGUAGAAUAGCAGCAGACAGUGAGGAGACUAUUUCUGCAGCCAUUCAUUCUCUGGUUCAUGACAUUCUCUGAUUGUAUCUCUUACACUUUUCCAGGAUAAGAUUACCAUGAAUAUUGGAAGAAAUGUUUUAAAAGCAUGUAGAGAAGCACUGAACACCUCAUUUAUCCAUAAUUUUCUUCCUCUAGAAACAGCUUUUCCUGAAAUAUGAAGGAGUGGGCAGGGUUUUAGUUACGUGUUAUACUUAAAGUAUUUUUAGCCCAUCAAACACUUUGGGUUUGGCUAUAAGAUUUAAAUGGCAUGGGAGUAAAAUUCCUAUAUACAGUCUGCCGUAUAUCCUACUGAAAUUAUUGGCAGAUUUUUUUUGCUGACUCUCAUGAGAGUUAACUUCUUGUCAGUACUAAAAUAUACAUUGACCAAUGCAUUUCCACGUUGGUAGAUUUGACAUUUGGCCUAAAAAUUGUGUCCUUAUAAAAAAUAAAUUUUAUCAUGCACUCUGCACAGUGUGCCAAAUUGAUCAUAGCACAUACAUAGGAGUGCAUGCAAAGAUCCAAAGAAGUUUUAAUCCACUCAUGUAUCAAAUGUAUUUAAUACAACUCGACCACAUUCAGAUGAAAAAGAAAAGAAAUUAGUGUUAGUGUGCUACAGCAGUCAGAUGAAGCUUAAAAAUGUGACCAGUUAAGUAUGCAAAAAUUAGGAAAGAAGUCAAGUGAAUGUUUUAUCAUCUCCCUCAAAAAAAAACAUUAUUCUUUACUGGAAAUAUUGAUAAGAGAGGAUUUAUGGGGCAAUCCUAUGUAUUCAGAAAUAGGUUCCAUUGUCUUUGAACUAAACCCAGGUAAGGGGCUAUAGAAUUUCAACAUUAAAACAUGAGUUUCAUCUACACAAAUUCCAGUAAGUUCCUUUUUAUUAGAAUAAUAGAGAAAUUAACUUUGUGUUUGAUAAUGCAUUCAUAAAAAGUUUAUUAUAUUUGUAAAUUUUCCUCCAAGUCCUUUAAACUGGGACCAAGUAAUAAAAAUACUGUUUAAUAUUGGGGGAGGGCUCUUUUUAACUAUGGUGCUGGUGUACAUGAAAUGGUUUUUUUUAAAAAACUUGUAAAUAUGUUUUUACAAUCUGCUGAUAUCACUGGGUCUAGUCUGUAAAAUAGAAACAUAUAAAUAAAUAUUGUAUUAUAUUGUGCUAUAUAUAUAGAUGUAUAUAAAUAUAUAUACAUGCACACACAACAUGCAAACACAGACAUAUGUAUGUAAUAUGUUUGUUUAAAAUAGAAUUUUAUUUCAUUUUCAUUUAUCUAUACUGCAGUGAUAACUGCACUUCAGAUGUCCUGUUACCA
Molecule: messenger RNA, 5828 nt
Organism: Thamnophis sirtalis
Lineage: Eukaryota; Metazoa; Chordata; Lepidosauria; Squamata; Natricidae
Source: RefSeq, a predicted model, not a curated record